Daphnia pulex (common water flea) is the source of this 1390-nucleotide messenger RNA. Its product is annotated as DNA excision repair protein ERCC-8-like. NCBI's taxonomy places the organism in Eukaryota, Metazoa, Arthropoda, Branchiopoda, Diplostraca, Daphniidae. The transcript is spliced from 5 exons. Gene Ontology annotation, cellular component: nucleotide-excision repair complex; Cul4A-RING E3 ubiquitin ligase complex. Bases 1 to 1212 code for a protein of 403 amino acids. Gene Ontology annotation, biological process: proteasome-mediated ubiquitin-dependent protein catabolic process; transcription-coupled nucleotide-excision repair; protein polyubiquitination. The record is from RefSeq and is a predicted model, not a curated record. Gene Ontology annotation, molecular function: protein binding.
AUGAACGACGUGGAAGCUAUUUUUAGCUUGAAAACAGGACUACUUGACGCCAGGAAAUUUCGGUCAAGCCAAGCAACCAAGAGAAUCUCUGCUUUACGCCUUAGUAAUUUUCAAGAAGUUGAAAACUCUCAUUCUGCAGGGAUUAACACAAUAGAUCUUGAAAAAGUAGAGGGAAGAUAUUUACUCUCUGGUGGUGCAGAUGGAAGCAUUCACAUUCAUGAUGUUUUGAAUCUUUCUGGAAAUUUGCAGUUUACUUGUAAAAAUGUGGGCAAGAUUGACAGGCAAAGCAAUCGUCACUGCCACAAGUACAGUGUUGAAUGUGUUCAGUGGUACCCUUUGGAUACAGGAAUGUUCCUUUCUAGUGGCAUGGAUAAAAACUUGAAAAUUUGGGAUGCCAAUGCUCAAGUUCCUGCAGAUGUUGUACUUGUGAAUGGUAAGAUAUACCACCAUCACAUGUCUCCAAAUGCAACUCAACACAACUUGGUUGCUGUUGCAAGUACAGCAAACCAAGUGUUUCUGGCUGAUCUUCGGAGUGGAUCGACAACGCAUGAAUUGAGAAGCCACACCUCUUCAAUAUUGAGUGUCAAGUGGUCACCAAUGCAGGAGUUCCAGCUUGCUUCCGGUUCAAUGGAUAAUCGGCUUUUAAUGUGGGAUGUCAGAGCCGCUAGAAGUUGUUUGUUUUCAAUGGAUCAAUAUAAUGGGCGAAAUCAUGCUGAUGUUGAGAAGACUACAGCACACAACGGGAAUGUCCACGGUUUGUCGUUUACUGCCGACGGCCUUUUCUUGAUUUCCGUAGGUACGGAUUGCCGAAUGCGUUUAUGGAACACUGAAACAGGGCGAAAUGAAAUGGUAAAUUAUGGCAAAAUUUCAAUGGAAAGCAAAAAAGGUACGCGAUUCGACAUUUCAUCAGACACUGAACCUCAGAUGAUCUUCGUACCUUCCCAGGGAAAUAUUUUGGUCUACGAGUUAACAACAGGCAUCAAACGAGCUACGUUACUAGGCCAUUAUAAUACAGUUACCUGUUGUGCUUACAACGAAAAUGUACAGUCUCUCUAUAGCGGAGCCAAUGAUCGCAAUAUUUUGGUUUGGGCUCCGGAGUCAGCAGAAGCAAUUCGUGAAGAACCAGUCAAUAAAGGAGCCGCUCUUGGUCCCAGGAGUAUAGUUCCAAGAAGGAACCUCACCGAAGACGCUUGGAGUAGUGACGAAGGGUGAUGGAUCCAGGCGUUUUCAAAUGUAAUAUCUAUGUGGACAAAAUUUAAAAUAUGUUAAUUACAUCGGUAGGAUUAUUGGUCCUGCUUAUGUUCAAGUUGGGAAACAUGGUAGGCUCUUGGCCUAUUCAAAUUUAUUACUUUUUCUUUAAUGUAAAAUAAAUGUAAAGUUUUUUUGAAAA